CUUUCCGUCGGGGUAGAGAGUGCCGGCGGUCACCAUCCUGAGACGCUUGUCUCCUAUGAGAAGGUUCAGAAUAUUAAAGAUUUUAUAACAUCCAGGGUUUCUGUUUCUUGUGAGAUUGGGAUUGUAUGUGGCUCUGGAUUAUCUGCUCUUGCCGAUGAAAUUGAAGUUCCUUUGGUGCUUCCCUACUCAAGCAUACCAGAGUUUCCUUUAUCUACAAUCGAAGGGCACAAGUCUCAGUUUGUAUUCGGCAAAAUUCGAGGCAAAGUAGUUGUAUGCAUGCAAGGACGCUUCCAUUUUUAUGAGGGGCAUAGCAUGGCUAAUGCGACUAUUGGGAUCCGCGUGAUGAAGGCUUUGGGCGUGAAGACGGUGAUUAUAACUAAUGCUUCAGGAGGUUUGAAUCCAAACUUUAAAGGAGGUGAUAUCAUGAUUAUUAACGAUCACAUAAAUUUUCCUGGUCUCGCUGGGUUUAACCCUCUCAGAGGUCCCAACGAUGAAAGAUUCGGAGUUCGUUUUCCUUCGGUUUCUGAUUUGUAUGAUCCGUUACUUCACGUUUUAGUUAGAGAAGUUGCUAAGGAAGAGGGAGUCGAGGGCAUUCAGGAGGGUACCUAUUGUUUUGUGAGCGGACCAUCUUAUGAAACCCCUGCAGAGUGCCAUCUGCUACGUAAGCUGGGCGGGGACGCUGUAGGGAUGAGCACCGUACCGGAGUGCAUUGUGGCUCAUCAUUGCGGCAUUAAAGUUAUUGGCUUGUCUCUCGUUACUAACAUGGUUACUUUUGAAAAGCACUCUGAUUCGCACGUCAGCCAUGAAGAAGUUUUAGCAACGGGCGUUGCCCGCGCGGAAGCUAUGAAGACGCUGGUGUCUGGGCUUAUAGGAAAACUAUAA
Messenger RNA from Zophobas morio, 882 nucleotides. RefSeq names its product purine nucleoside phosphorylase-like. NCBI's taxonomy places the organism in Eukaryota, Metazoa, Arthropoda, Insecta, Coleoptera, Tenebrionidae. The transcript has 10 exons. Bases 277 to 882 code for a protein of 201 amino acids. Gene Ontology annotation, molecular function: purine-nucleoside phosphorylase activity. Gene Ontology annotation, biological process: nucleoside metabolic process. Gene Ontology annotation, cellular component: cytoplasm. The record is from RefSeq and is a predicted model, not a curated record.